Messenger RNA from Guillardia theta CCMP2712, 2727 nucleotides. RefSeq lists its product as hypothetical. NCBI's taxonomy places the organism in Eukaryota, Cryptophyceae, Pyrenomonadales, Geminigeraceae. The record is from RefSeq and is a predicted model, not a curated record. Gene Ontology annotation, molecular function: metal ion binding. The transcript is spliced from 9 exons. Bases 1 to 2727 code for a protein of 908 amino acids.
AUGAGCUCGAGAUAUGCCGAGCCGAAAAGAACACAUUGGGAGCCAGACUAUGCACGAACGACAUGCGCUGCAGCUGAGUGCGAAGAGACACUUCAGAUGUUUCGCAGACAUCAUUGUAGAAGAUGCGGGAAGUUGUUCUGUGCCAAGUGUGUCGGGGGCGGUUUGAUACGACGAUUAGAUGUGAACGCGGACUACUCGCCUCGAGGAGUGUUCUGCUCCGUUUGCUUCGAAUGCUUCGUCGAGAAGAACGGAUGGUUCUCUCCCGUCGGCAGCGAUGAAUGGAAGAAAGCGUCAGAGGGGUUCGUGAAGGAUAGGACGCAGCAGUUCUUGGCUGACCGGGAGGAAUGCGCCGGAGAGAAACUCUACAGGGAGAGGCUCGCCAAGGAGAUUCCUUUCUCGUUGGCAUGGAAGAAGGAAGUCAUACAUCUGCUGGUCGCAGAGAGCCUCGAGAGCGAUCCGAAACGCAGGAACGUCACCCCCAAGAGCCGUCAGCACUGGGUGAACGAGCGCAACGUGCAGGUCUGUGGAAACAACGAGUGCCGCACUCCAUUCACCAUGAAUGAGAGAAAGCAUCACUGCCGGGUGUGCGGGCGUGUGUUCUGUGACGCGUGCUCUCCGAAGAGACUUGAUCCCUGGCGAUACUCCGACGAUGACAGGGGAGAGGCGCACUUGGUAGAGGAGAAGGAAGACGAGAAGAACUCCCGUUUGGAGCGGGUCUGCCAUGUUUGCUACAAGGACCUUGAAUCCCAUAGAGUCUUCCUUCAGUUCCGUGCUUCGAUCUCUGCGUCCGGCUCUCACGUGCUGAGCAACCUCUAUCAACCCAUCUCCGGGUACGUCGCGGCAAUCAAGGAGGCCAUGGUCAAGCUCCGCCGCUCUGUGGAAUACAUCGAGCGCAUGUGUGCUCUGCAUGAUUCCUUCACCGGGGCUGAAGAAGAGGACCCCAUUCACCUCGCCACUGCUGAUAUCCUGGAGCUCAGAGCCGAGCUGGUCGUCCUCUUUAAGAAGUACGAGGACAGGUUCAAGAACAGGAUUCUGGUGUGGGAGGGAUGGAAGUACUGUCAGCUCCUUGGUGAAUCCUCUCCUGUCGUGAACAGUGCUGGGCAACCGACAGGCUUGUUCGCGUGGCAAGGCAGGAUCUUGUCAUAUGAGAGCAAGGAAGACGGCCAGUGCAUCAUCAGGAGUGACUUGCAGCAUGAUAAGGUGAGACCUGGCGAGAUUCUCUAUGAAGGAGAAGCGGCGGGGAAUAUAGAGGAGCAGUUGAAGGUGUUCCGGAAUCUCAAGCAGCAGUUCACCAGCUUCUGGAGCAACUACAAGCAUGGCUCCUUUCACUCCCUGGUGCAGAGGGCAGAGACCGCAUUCCUCCUCGCCUCCAACAUCCCCAAGUUGACUCGCUGCGAGGAUGGACGCAUUGUGCAUCAGGGUCAAAUCAGGCAGUCCAACGACUGGGUCUUUGCGGAAGGGAGCGAGAUCAGCGGCAAGAUCGAAGGCCACAUCCUCGUCCAGGUCCUCCAGGCAUCUCACCUUGACACCCUCGGCAUCUCCGUCAAGAAGCUGAGCUCUGUCGCUGUUUUGCGAUGCUCGGGCCGGUUGAAGAUGUCAAGCAAGCAGAAGCGGACAGCAAGCCCUUGCUGGAACGAGACGUUCUCGUUUCCCAUCGCGUCGGUCGAGCAAGACAUCCUUGAGAUCGAGAUCAUCAGUGGCUCGCAUGACCUUGGGAAGUGGGCGUAUGGCAUCCAGGAGAUCGUUCACGAGAUGGGAGGAAGCAUCAAAGGAUGGGUCUUCCUCACCCCUCCCGCUUGGUGCAACGACCACAGCGAGAAGGCGCAGAUUCGCAUCUCCGUCAAGUUCCUCUCACUCGACGUUGCCACUACAAGCUCGCAGGAGAACUCCUGGGGCAUCGCAGGGGAUGCGAAGAAGGAGAUCUCCUUGCCCAAGGUAUCGACGCUGGUGGAUGAGGAGGAGGACCUGCGGCAGAUGUCAAACCUGCUCCUCCACGACAAUGUCAUCCAGACGGUAGAGAAGGAGCUUGUCAAGGACGAUUGCGUGCAGCUACAGCCCGAUCCGUCGGUAAUAUCAGCUGAGGCUCAGCAGGAGGAGGAGGAGGAUGAGAAGGAGGGUUUGAGCGUUGCUGGAUUGGAACCGUCGCAUCAUCCUCAAGGAGGAGAAGGGGAAGAAACCCUGGGCAGUCGACCAGAGGAGCUUGUCGAUGACGACAAGGACACGAUUGGGAAGCUCAAGGAGUCGUACGUAAGGACUUACCUUGCUUACAACGAGGUUCGAAGGUGGCAGCCGGACAACCAGAUAGCUGAGGUCUUUGCGCGCAAGCUUCAGAGCAAAGUAGAGACUCUCCUCAAGGACACGCUGGAGGCGGUCGGAGGGUCCCUGCAGAAGUGCGUGGAGCUCGUGGACAUGGACUGGAAGGCCGUUCGCUCGGAGGUCGUGAUGGCUGUUAAGGAUGCCGGAGAGUCGAGCUUCCUCCUGACCAAGGAAGAUUUCGCGAAAGUUUUGCCCAUUCCAGCUCCCACGAACGCCAAGAACAUCCAAGAGAUGAGCCAGGCACGGAACUUCUGCUCCAAGACUGUGCUAGACCGCGCGAUGAGCCUGAUUGUGGUUGCGCUUAACGUGUUGGAGAAGGAAGGAGGACAGCCGAACUUUCCUCAGCAGCAUCAGAUGCUCGAGAGAAGUCGGAACGAGUUGAACAAGCUGAAGCAGACGGUGAAGGAGUAG